UGCCGACGACACUAAAUCCAUUUCUUAAUUCUAGCCUUUAGUUCAGGCCAGUUUAAUCUACUCACGUAAUAUGAGUUCAUGACCUGUCAGCGCAAUCUAAGAAUCUUGGUUGGGUGGCCGAAAUUUUUCAUUCAAAGAUUUAACCAGGCAUCUAAUCUAUACUUAGUAUAGAUCUAGAUAUUCUAUCCGCUGAAAUUCACUCAUUUGUGCCAUGAGUUUAUCCCAGAAGACCAUCAUCCUGCUGGGAAAUGUGGUGCUGUUGUGGAUGCUUAUAUCCACAUUGGUUGUCUCAACCUUUUGGAUAUCCGCAUCUCUGACAAUUGUCCUAGCUGGUGUUGUCAAGUACUUUAGAAUCAAGCCAGUUCCAAAGAGCAGGACCAGUGAAAGGGUCCGCAACUUGUUUGAGUUUGACGCAGAAAAUCACAAGAACAACACUAUUUUCCAUAAAGCGGGUGGUCUACACGCUCCUGAAAAUACUUUAGAAGCCAUUGCACAGGCGGUUAAGUUAGGAAUCCCAUCUAUAGAAGUAGACCUAGAUUUCACCAAGGAUGAUAUUGGUGUACUUAUACAUGGGCCAAAAGUGAAUGACACCACAGAUGGGUCUGGUUUUGUCUCUGAUUUCACUUUUGAAGAGCUUCAGAAACUGAAUGCCGCAGCAAAGUUUGCCAAUAGAAAUGGUUUUACUGCAGUCCGUAUACCCACAUUAGAAGCAUGCCUAGAGAUGUGCAUCCAACAUAAGCUUGUUGUUUUUAUUGACUGUAAAAGUAAUCCUGAACAGACUGCCAAGCUAAUUUCAAGACUCUACAAGAAGUAUCCAGAUCUAUAUGAGCUUGGAAUAGUUUGCUCCUUUUAUCCCAGUAUAAUUUACGCAGUGCGUAAAGCUGACCCCGCCAUCCUGACUGGGCUGACCCACAGAAACUACAUACUGAGUCUGCUGGGGAAUGGGUCUGAGAGAAACAAUGAGCUGUGGAAAAAGUUUGUCUCCCCUUGGCUUGAUAUAGCUUUGGCCUGGUCCCAUUGGGCUAUACUGUGGUACAUUUGUGGCAACUCUUUCUUCUUGUGCUGCAAGGACAAUGUUUGUCUAGAUAACAAAAAGUUCUGGGACAGUCUAGGUGUAACCUUAGUAGCAUGGACAGUCAAUGAUGUAGCAGAGAAACAGUUUUUCCUCAAGUCUCUCAAGGUCCCUAUCAUCACUGAUGGUCUACAUGAGCUAUAACAGCUGUCUUAGGCUAGGACCCUGCUGUUCUGUACACUACAUGACUUGCCGUUACUAAUAAUUUAAUAAUUAGAAUAUUUUUACCUAGGACUUGUUUAUUCAGAGAAGACAAAUUGAUUGAGUUGAUUAAGGAACUUGUUUGUCUAGAUUAAAAAGUACCUGAUGGAUUAGAUCUGACUGGCCAUGUAAUCUUAAGUUAGGAGAUAUACACUAUUAUACCGCUAUUAAUUGUCAUAAUUAAACCAACUAGGGUUAUUGUGGACCAGAAUGUUUUGUUUUCAACUGGUUGAAAUCUACUACAUGAGCAGGUCUCAAUAUUUGUAGUCUAUAUGUUUGCUAAUUUAUAUAUACUCCGUUCUUACCAUUCAAAUAGUUUUUAAAAAUCCAAUUUUAUUUAUCUGUGUAUAAAAACUAGUAUCACAAUUUGCUUAAAAGAAGGAAUAUCAACUAGUUUUUUGAUCUCAUUGUGUUAACUUGAGUAUAUUAUAAUGUAUGAUUGUAUUAGACCUGUUGACAAGAUAAGUUUUAUUAUGUUGUAUUAUUACAUGAAUUAAAAUACAGCUGAAUUUG
Molecule: messenger RNA, 1786 nt
Organism: Physella acuta
Lineage: Eukaryota; Metazoa; Mollusca; Gastropoda; Physidae
Product: glycerophosphodiester phosphodiesterase 1
Biological process (GO): N-acylethanolamine metabolic process; ethanolamine metabolic process; phospholipid metabolic process
Cellular component (GO): plasma membrane
Molecular function (GO): glycerophosphodiester phosphodiesterase activity
Source: RefSeq, a predicted model, not a curated record